AUGUCCAUGGAUUUCAACUCCCUAGCCCAACAAUUCACUGAAUUCUACUACAACCAAUUUGACUCCGACAGAACUCAAUUAGGUAAUCUUUAUAGAGAUGAAUCUAUGUUAACUUUCGAAACUAACCAAUUGCAAGGUGCUAAGAACAUUGUUGAAAAGUUGGUUUCUUUACCUUUCCAAAAAGUUACUCAUAGAAUUACCACUUUAGAUGCUCAACCAGCUUCUCAAAACGGUGAUGUUUUGGUUAUGAUUACUGGUGACCUUUUGAUUGAUGAUGAAGCAAACCCACAGCGUUUCUCUCAGGUAUUCCAUUUGAUACCAGAAGGUAACUCUUACUACGUCUUUAACGAUAUUUUCCGUUUGAAUUAUUCUGCUUAA
This is a messenger RNA of Maudiozyma saulgeensis, 378 nucleotides long. Lineage: Eukaryota; Fungi; Ascomycota; Saccharomycetes; Saccharomycetales; Saccharomycetaceae. The record is from the annotation of a GenBank genome assembly.